CUGUCACUUGUAAUUUUGUAAAAAAAAAUGGCGAAAAAUCCGCUUUUUUGCCAAACAAAUGUGUGUGAAUAAAAUAAAAAUACCAAUCUACCGAAAUACUGAUGAUAAAUAAGACCGCGUUAUGUGAUUCACAAACAAAAUGCCUAACAAAGAGUCCAACCGUGUUCAGAGCACUGAGACCAAGUCGGUAAUGGCUACUGCCCAACAGACUGCAGUUGCGAAGACUGCCACUCCGUCUGCCAAGGUGGUUGUGUGCAAGGCGGCUGUGAAAGAUACAGCGAUGUCCCCAACAGCCCCCACCGGCGAGACGGAGCGCACAGAACUCCUCGGCUCGCUCACCACGCUGCAGCAGCAGAGAACCAGCGCCAGGGUCAUCAAGAAGCUGCGCCUGGACCCGCCUGCUGAUAAGGACAAGAAGAGCAAGCGACCUGACGGACAGCCGGAUGAUCUCACAGAAUGCGACACCCCAAACAAGAUGGACGACAAAGACCCCCUAAAGUUUCCCACCGUCAAGCAACGCAUGCCCAAAGCGCUCUGGUCUACUGACGAGAAGAAUCUGUUCUUCGAGGCUCUGAACGAGUACGGCAAAGACUUUGACGCCGUCACAGCAUACAUCUGCGCCAAGAUGAAGAAGAAGGGCAUGCCAGAUGUCAAUCUCAAGACUAAGACGCAAGUCAGCCACUUCUACUACAGGACCUGGCAUAAGCUGUCGAAGCACGUGCAUUUUGAUGAGAACGUGAAGAAGGUAGCGCAAGAAUUGUACGCGCUGAUCAACUACGGCGAGCUGCGCAAGAAGCUUUCGUGCGUAAGCGAGAAGACAUGUGCGCGCUUGGGAGAGAUGGUGCGCUGCGGGAGCAUCGCGGUGCGCGCGCGCGGACGCAACACGCGCGUGCGCACGCCCGCCUGCCGCGCGCUGCGGAACCUCAACCAGAUCACAGUGGGCAGUAGACAAAACAAGUUUAGGAACCGCUGCCUUAGAGCACAACACACGUCGCCUGGGAGAGAUGGUGCGCUGCGGAACCUCAACCAGAUCACAGGUGCGACUGGCGACCUUGUGUCUGUACCCUUAGAGCACAACACACGUCGCCUGGGAGAGAUGGUGCGCUGCGGAACCUCAACCAGAUCACAGGUGCGACUGGCGACCUUGUGUCUGUACCCUUAG
Molecule: messenger RNA, 1162 nt
Organism: Ostrinia nubilalis (European corn borer)
Lineage: Eukaryota; Metazoa; Arthropoda; Insecta; Lepidoptera; Crambidae
Product: protein cramped-like
Exons: 6
Coding region: 140-1162 (340 amino acids)
Biological process (GO): pattern specification process
Cellular component (GO): nucleus
Molecular function (GO): chromatin binding
Source: RefSeq, a predicted model, not a curated record